AUGGCUGAAAUGUUGAGAAAUUUGUGUGAAAAAUACAAAAAGACUGUGAGUGACAACCCUGACACAGUUGGACAAAUAGAAUCUGCCUUCAGAUUGUUGUCGUAUGUCAUUGCAGGCAGAUUCCACGAUUCUCAAGUUAUAUCAGAGCUCAUGUUUUCGGCAUCAAAUCUUCUGGUUCUGUUGAAUGAUGCCAUAUUGAAAGGAGCAGCAAAGUUUGACCAGAUCACUCCAAUGUCUCUGGAACGUAUGAUGAGAUUUUUAACAGUUAUAGAAUAUAUUGAAGUAUUUGUUGAAAUGGCUGCAUUGCGAAUGGCUGGAGCAACUGGUAGAUGGAUAGUCAUCACAGCCAUUCAAAUAAUCAAAGCAGUAUUUCGAUUUGUACUAUUAGGAAGAUAUAAUGCUGGUAUACAACCUACUCCACCUAUAACUCCUUUAAAUAGAGAUACAGUGGAAAGUGAGAGUGAUCCAGUUGAUAAUGAGAAAGAUGUUGGAAUGACGUUCACAUUAAUGAGGUCAGGAAGAACAAUUAGAAAAUUAGCAUCAGCUCCAUCCUCCAAAUUAAGAGAUUGGAAAUUGCCUAUUGAGAAUCUACAUCCAAAGAUCAAGAAGAAAGCUACAAUGAUGAAACCAAGUGCAUUAAAUAGACAUCGAGUAUGGGCAGAAUGUUUUCAUAUAGUCAAACCAUUAGUACACUUGGCCAGUCUUUAUAAAUCUGGAACACAGUCUUGGAAACCAUGGUUACUUUCAUGUGGUUUAGAUAUUUCUAGUUUGUGCUUGAUGGGUGAACCACAUGAUUUGAAUGAGAAUGAAAAAGGUGAACUCAGAAGGAGAACGUUCAUGUUAUUAUUCUAUUUACUGCGCUCGCCAUUUUAUGAUCGUUUUGCUCAGGCCAAGAUCAUCUUUUUAUUGAAAAUAUUUGCUGAUAAUAUCCCUGGAAUAUCUCUUCUCAUUAAACCAUUUCUAGAAUAUCUUCCUGAAUGGCAGAAAUGUUACUUCUAUAUUUGGUCAACAUGAUUUUUUCAAGUCUUUGUUUUUAUUUUUCUUGCCUUUCUGGCCACACCUCAGUACUUCUGAUUACAAAUAUUGAGCUUACAUUUGAUCAGAUUUUUGUACUUCAUAGUUAAACAGUUGAGUUACUGAAACUUUUUUCCUGUAUUCAUUUUGUGCAAAUUAUAUAAGAAAUAAAUUAUGGCUUUAGAAAAUGGUAUAUUAUUUUUUUAAACUUUGUAGUAUAUUCAUUUU
Lottia gigantea (owl limpet) is the source of this 1242-nucleotide messenger RNA. RefSeq lists its product as hypothetical. NCBI's taxonomy places the organism in Eukaryota, Metazoa, Mollusca, Gastropoda, Lottiidae. The coding region runs from base 1 to 1014 and encodes 337 amino acids. The record is from RefSeq and is a predicted model, not a curated record. The transcript has 10 exons. Gene Ontology annotation, biological process: peroxisome organization. Gene Ontology annotation, cellular component: peroxisomal membrane.